GCUUCAUUAUUAUCAUUACUAUUUUUUUGUCGCCUCAGUGAGAUUUUCUAACUUUGUGGAUAGUUUUCAUUGUUAUUUCUUCCUGCAAUCGAGAUGAACGAGAAAUGGAUGCAGUGCAUAGUCGUGAGUCUAUUAUGAAGCAACGCUAAACAAUAUCAAGAGGAGGAGGAUGAUAAGCGUGAUCAGCAAAGCAAGACACGAAUGAAGUGAAAGGACUGGAUACAUGAGAAGGAAAAAAAAAAAAAAGAACGAAAGAUUAAGAAACGAGUGAAGUAUAGAAUAAAAGGGGGAUAAAGAGUAUUGUGAUAAAUCGACAAUAACACAAAGAUGAUAAAAACGAGGAAGCAAGUGAAGUAAAUCUCGGAAAGUGAAACACGAAGAUGAAGGAGGAGAAGGAAUCCAUCUUUCCCUUCAGGCGGAAAAGCACGAACAGGCUUUCCCUUCACCUGGAGAGGAAGAGGGAGAAAAAGGAAGAUGGACAACUCAAACGCGCCUCCUGGUCCUCCUUCCCACUCCUCCGUUUCUCCUCCUCCUCUUCUUCCUCUUCCUCCUCCUCCUCCCCCGCGGUCCCUGACAAGAGGGGCUUCGGGCGGAAGUGCAACAGUUCAGAGGAAAUCAAGCACGUAGGGAACAAGAACUCGUCGUCAAAGGGAAACUUCCAGAGGGGAUCAAACGCCAGUAUCCGCAGCUCAGUCUCCACGUCGUCUGCGUCAUCCACCUCGUCCAGCGUGCGCACGGGCGGCUCCAGCUCCAUCACCAGCAUCCUGGAGGGCUCGGGCUCAGACACGUUCUCCUGUGACUCCUACGGCGGGAUUGUGAAUGACAGCCACCACUACCCAGGCAGCAGACUACCCAACGAGGCCACGCACCCCAACUACCACGGUCACGGCCAGGUCACGAGGGAGGGGCGGGAUGACAGCCUCUCUCUGCCUUCACUGGGGCAGGAUGCGGACAGCGACAACGCCCUGGGCAACACCUCGCCUAGGAUAGUGUACGCGCACCGCAAGACUCAAGACGUGGAGCACAGGUCACGGAAACAGCUGGUGCAGGAGCUCGAGGCAGUGAGAAGGACUGGCUCCCUCCCUGGCGGGCUCGAGGCGCAUGUACAGAGGACGAAACAACUCGAGAGUAAGUUAUCCAUCCCUGCAACGGACAAAACGAAGCCAAAGCAUAAGAAGAGUUUCAGUUUCAUCCAUAAUUCUAAGUUUCUGGGUCGCUUGGAGGCCCGGACGAGGCGGGAAGGGAAGGCGGCGUGCGAGGAGGAGGCCACGGCGGAUUAUAGAGACGCAGGUUGUGGAGAUAAGAAGCCAGCAGCAUCCUCUGUCCAACCUUUGGUACCUCACCACCAGGAGGCCCCGCCAGUACACCUCAGCUUCCACCAACGCAGCACGCUAGGGCGGCAGUCUCCGCCUCUCCCGCCGCCGCCUCCCGCUCCACGACUACAAGCCCCGCGGUCCUCGCCAGCAGAGUACCGCCGCCACCAGGACACAGCCUCACUACACACUCCCUCGCCUCCACGAUACAACCACUCACCUUCACCCUCACCACAAUCACGGCACCACUCACCGGGACGCCCCUCGCUCGCCUCACUACACUACAGCCAGUCAGUAACGAUCACCGGUUCCCCGCCACCUCCGCCUUUCCUCAACCAGACAGAUGGACAAGCUUCCCCCCCACAGUACUCCCUCGCCGCCUUCCUUAACGAGGCAUUCGGCAGCAGUAGCAGCAACAACAACACCAGCAACAACAACGGAAGUUUACCAGUGAGACCGAGCGUGAAAACCCUUGCACCAACCACCACCACCACUUCCACCACCACAAGCGUCACCGAAACAAACACGCAGCAGCAGAGCCAGCCGAGCAGUCGCUACACGGAGGCGUACAACCCGAGGUACCUGGAGACAAGCUUCGAUUCACCUUCAGAUUUCGUCAUUGAGAGAAACUACGCGAACCUUCUGCCUGAGAUACGUGACAUAUACCACCACGUGCUGUUUAAGGGCAAGGAUCCCCGUCUGCCGCUGUCCAGAAGUGAAUACGUGGACUUGGAACUAAAACAAAACUUCCUUGGCGUGAUCGGGGACACCAUAGAGGAAGAGGAGGAGGAGGAGGGAGCAGAAAGCGAGAGUGAGAUUGGAGAUUUGUUGUGCCAGGUGGAUAGUGAGUGCUUCGAGCGGACCAUGGAGGACAGGCUGGAGGAGAUGGCCGGCAAGGAGGAGGUGGACGCGGAGUGUGCACCGCUGGAGGCCGCCAAAGAGGGAGAAGGGAAGGCUAAGGGAAAGAAGAAGACGGAACUCAAGUUGAAGUUGAUUAAGCCUGAGAACAAUAUGGUGAAGAGGGUUCAGAAGAGUCGUCUGCUGCGCCACAUCUCAGAGGAGAGCGAGUCCAUGAACAGCGCGGGCGAGGACGAGGUUGAGCUGAGGACGCCAAGCACGCCAAGGAGUCCUGCCAUCGACAUCGACAACGCCUUCGAGCUGAAACACCGCGAGAUCGCCGAGGACACUGACGAGAUGUCCCGCCUACGUGACCUGACGACGAGACUUCAGCUGACCACGAGGCGCCCUUCCUUCCUGGACUGGGCGGCGGUGCUGAAGGAGCGAGGGAAGAGGGUGGGCGAGGCGCUGGCCACCCACACGCCCAUGGUGAUGGACGGGCGGGAGGGGGAGCAAGAGGCCGAGGAGGAGCUGAGUAUGGACAGAAGAAAACAUAAUUUGCAAACUGCCGUGGACUGGGUCAGGAAAGAACUGACGGACAUGAGGCAGCAGGAUCAACAGCUGGCCAGACAACUGUUGCAGCUUCGCGUUGAGGUGCAGCGGAUACGUUUGCUACACUCCUGCCUGGCCACCUCUUGUCUGCUGGAGGAGGUGGCGAGCGGGGCCGAGGAGGCACGGAUGAUGGAGACUUCAGACCUGUGUGACCUUCCCCCCGAUCUGAGAGAGACCUUUUCGCCCGUGCUGAGGGAGAUGGGACUGACCAGAAUGAACAUAACAAGUCGACGUUUCUCCCUACGGUGAUGCAGGACGAGCCAUAUUGAAAAAUACACGAAGAGUACGGAAACUGGAGUGUGAGCGAAACAAAAUGGAACAGAGUGACAUGUGACGCGUGAAAGAAAAUGAAAAGAAAAAUUAAAAUAAAAAGAAAUAAGGAAUGAUAAAAAAAAAAAUAUUCGAGUGAAGGAAUGAGAGAGAGAGAGAGAGAGAGAGAGAGAGAGAGAGAGAGAGAGAGAGAGAGAGAGAGAGAGAGAGAGAGAGAGAGAGAGAGAGAGAGAGAGAGAGAGAGAGAUGAAAUGCAAUAAAAGCAAACAAAUGAUGAAAAAGGAAAGGUUAAAGUGGAGUGCAAGAGAGAAGAGGAAAGAGAAAGAGAAGGAAAAAAAAAGAAAA
This is a messenger RNA of Scylla paramamosain (green mud crab), 3377 nucleotides long. RefSeq lists its product as uncharacterized. The record is from RefSeq and is a predicted model, not a curated record. Lineage: Eukaryota; Metazoa; Arthropoda; Malacostraca; Decapoda; Portunidae. The coding region runs from base 381 to 3011 and encodes 876 amino acids. The transcript is spliced from 7 exons.